AUUGUCGCUGCUGAUUGGCUGGAGCGGCCGAGGGAGGAAAAUGGCUGCGAAUUCCUCGGUAGUCUCGGUGGCAGCGGCCGCCACGGCGGUGCCGGGAGUGUCCACUAUCGCAGAUUUCUCAGACUUGCGGGAAAUUAAAAAGCAGCUACUGCUCAUCGCGGGCCUCACUCGGGAGAGGGGCCUGCUGCACAGCAGCAAAUGGUCCGCGGAGUUAGCCUUCUCUCUGCCGGCCUUGCCUUUGUCCGAGCUGCAGCCGCCACCGCCUCUUACAGAGGAGGACGCACAGGACGUGGAUGCUUACACCCUGGCCAAGGCCUACUUUGAUGUGAAAGAGUAUGACCGGGCAGCACAUUUCCUUCAUGGCUGCAAUAGCAAGAAAGCCUAUUUCCUGUACAUGUAUUCCAGAUACCUGUCUGGAGAGAAGAAGAAGGAUGACGAAACAGUUGAUAGCCUAGGACCCCUAGAAAAAGGACAAGUCAAAAAUGAGGCUCUCAGAGAACUGAGAGUGGAACUCAGCAGGAAGCACCAAGCUCGGGGACUUGAUGGGUUCGGCCUUUACCUGUAUGGGGUGGUGCUUCGGAAGCUGGACUUAGUGAAAGAGGCCAUUGAUGUGUUUGUGGAGGCUACUCAUGUUUUGCCUUUGCAUUGGGGAGCCUGGCUGGAGCUGUGUAACCUGAUCACAGACAAAGAGAUGCUGAAGUUCCUGUCUUUGCCGGACACCUGGAUGAAAGAGUUCUUCUUGGCUCAUAUAUACACAGAAUUGCAGCUGAUAGAGGAGGCCCUGCAGAAGUAUCAGCAUCUCAUUGAUGUGGGCUUUGCCAAGAGCUCAUACAUUGUUUCCCAAAUUGCAGUUGCUUAUCACAAUAUCAGAGAUAUCGACAAAGCCCUUUCUAUUUUCAAUGAGCUGAGGAAACAAGAUCCUUACAGGAUUGAAAACAUGGACACAUUCUCCAAUCUCCUCUAUGUCAGGAGCAUGAAGUCUGAAUUGAGUUACUUGGCGCAUAACCUCUGUGAAAUUGAUAAAUACCGAGUAGAAACAUGCUGCGUAAUUGGCAAUUAUUACAGCUUACGCUCCCAGCAUGAGAAAGCAGCUUUAUAUUUCCAGAGAGCCCUAAAGUUGAAUCCUAGGUACCUUGGGGCCUGGACACUGAUGGGGCAUGAAUACAUGGAAAUGAAAAACACGUCUGCAGCUAUUCAGGCUUACCGACAUGCCAUUGAGGUCAACAAGAGAGACUACAGAGCUUGGUAUGGCCUUGGGCAGACCUAUGAAAUCCUUAAAAUGCCAUUUUAUUGCCUUUAUUAUUAUAGACGGGCCCACCAGCUUCGUCCCAAUGAUUCUCGCAUGCUGGUUGCCUUAGGAGAAUGUUAUGAGAAACUCAAUCAACUAGUGGAAGCCAAAAAGUGUUACUGGAGAGCGUAUGCUGUGGGAGACGUGGAGAAAAUGGCUCUGGUAAAGCUGGCCAAGCUCCAUGAACAGCUGACUGAGUCAGAGCAGGCUGCCCAGUGUUACAUCAAAUACAUCCAAGAUAUCUAUUCCUGUGGGGAAACGGUAGAGCACUUGGAGGAGAGCACGGCCUUCCGCUACCUGGCCCAGUACUAUUUUAAGUGCAAACUGUGGGAUGAAGCUUCAACUUGUGCCCAAAAAUGUUGUGCAUUCAAUGAUACCCGGGAAGAAGGUAAGGCCUUGCUCCGCCAGAUUCUCCAGCUGAGGAACCAAGGGGAGACACCCACAUCUGACACGCCUGGUACCUUUUUCCUCCCUGCCUCACUGUCUGCAAACAACACUCCCACACGCAGAGUUUCUCCACUCAACCUGUCUUCAGUCACACCAUAGUCGACUACUCACGUCAGCACACUGCUAGACCAAUAUUAAACCUUACCUCCAGUAAAGAACAGCCACGUCUGUUCUCCCAAGGACCUAAGCUCUUCUCAUUUCUUAGACAGAAACAGCCUGAGGGACAGCCUAUGGAACCACCUUCAGAGGCAGGCAGAAAUAUGGUGGGGUCAGAUACUGUCUUUUGCCAGCCAGCAAUGCUCCCUUCUAUUCAGAGUGGCAGGUCUUGGUCUUCCUAGCCUCUCUACUCCCUCCACAGAAGCAAGGUUCCAGUGCUGCUGAGUGGGUAACAAGGAAGGAAAGGGCAAAGCUUAUUAUCCCAGGGAGCUCAGCUUUGAAUAAUGAGUUUGUUUUCUUUUUAAAGACAGAGUUUCUCUGUAGCUUAGCCUGGGGCCUUUCUGCCUCACCCUCUCCAAUGAUAGCACUACAGGAGAAUGCCACCAGCCCUGGCUAGAAUGACCUUUAUUUUACUGAGAGUGUACUGUUCUGAUGUCAGAGAUUAGGUUUAAAUAGAGUGGAGCUAUCCAUAUGAUCUUGUGGAGUUUUCAAAAGCCUUCUAAAACCUCUCAAGUGAGAGUCAGUGAGCAUGAACUGUGGCUCACAUGAGGGCCAGAUGGCCACAUGGCCAUGCUAACUAUACAUACCUGAUGAGAGCAACACAAGGAGAUAACUUCAUGGACAUUUUCGAAAGGAGUUUUUUUACUUCAGAUAUUAAAAUUUAUGCUGGUAUCUUUUAGUAAGUGCUUGAUGUAAUUUUUUUUUUUUUUUAAGUCUCCAACUUGGUUUUCAACCUUAUAUACAAGGUUGAAGGAAUCAUCCUGUGUUUUUUUAGAAUUCAGAUACCCUUGAUGUCUGCUACAAUGAGCUUGUGCAGUAGGUGCUAUAGAUCAUUGUGUGUUUAGGAUCUAGCCUUCCUUCUCUUGUACUCAGAACAUUUUAUGCCCCUUUUAAUGGAAGGAACAUUAACUGGGUGCCGUGCAAUGGUGUAUGUCUUUAAUUCCAGCAUUUGGAGACAGGCAGGUGGAUGUUUUGACAUAGCAGCUUCCUGGCUAGACAGCUACCCAAGCCCUUUGGGUAUCUAUCAACAUUAUAUUAGUGUGCAUUAGGCUGGUUCCCACUGCUGUUCCUGUCCAGGUGUCUAACAGGCCAGAUGGUAUUUAUAUCAAUUUUCUGUCCCCCUUUUUAUAUUUUUCUAAAUUUGGAAUCCAAAUAAAAGCAUAAACAAUG
Messenger RNA from Mastomys coucha (southern multimammate mouse), 3061 nucleotides. RefSeq names its product cell division cycle 23 (gene Cdc23). Gene Ontology annotation, molecular function: protein binding. Gene Ontology annotation, cellular component: anaphase-promoting complex. Gene Ontology annotation, biological process: cell division. Bases 41 to 1834 code for a protein of 597 amino acids. The transcript is spliced from 16 exons. NCBI's taxonomy places the organism in Eukaryota, Metazoa, Chordata, Mammalia, Rodentia, Muridae. The record is from RefSeq and is a predicted model, not a curated record.